Messenger RNA from Chlorocebus sabaeus (green monkey), 1953 nucleotides. RefSeq names its product keratin 20 (gene KRT20). The record is from RefSeq and is a predicted model, not a curated record. Gene Ontology annotation, molecular function: structural molecule activity. Lineage: Eukaryota; Metazoa; Chordata; Mammalia; Primates; Cercopithecidae. Gene Ontology annotation, cellular component: cytoskeleton. Gene Ontology annotation, biological process: intermediate filament organization; epithelial cell differentiation.
GUUGCCCCUGAUAAAAGCCUCCAAUAAAAGCCUCUAGUGCUAUUUUCUGGAAUUGAAUUAAACAUAUUAACAUAUUGUUAUACAAAGGGGGGGGCGUGGAAGCAAGGCAAGGUGGACUGUGGUGCCAAUCCUAGUGACAUGUCAGCAGAGGAGGAGUUUCUCACCUGUGGACUUCAUAAAAGGCUAGCUCAACACCCUCCAUGAGACACACUCUGCCCCAACCAUCCUGAAGCUACAGGUGCUCCCUCCUGGAAUCUCCAAUGGAUUUCAGUCGCAGAAGCUUCCACAGAAGCCUCAGCAACUCCUUGCAGGCCUCUGUAGUCAGUACAGUGGGCACGCAGCGCCUCGGGAUGACACCCAGCGUUUAUGGGGGUGCUGGAGGCCGAGGCAUCCGCAUCUCCAACUCCAGACACACGGUGAACUAUGGGAGCGACCUCACCGGCGGCGGGGACCUGUUUGUUGGCAAUGAGAAAAUGGCCAUGCAGAACCUAAAUGACCGUCUAGCGAGCUACCUAGAAAAGGUGCGGACCCUGGAGCAGUCCAACUCCAGACUUGAAGUGCAGAUCAAGCAGUGGUACGAAACCAACGCCCCGAGGGCUGGUCGUGAUUACAGCGCGUAUUACAAACAAAUUGAAGAGCUGCGAAAUCAGAUUAAGGAUGCUCAACUGCAAAAUGCUCGAUGUGUCCUGCAAAUUGAUAAUGCUAAACUGGCUGCUGAGGACUUCAGACUGAAGUAUGAGACCGAGAGAGGAAUACGCCUAACAGUGGAAGCUGAUUUCCAAGGCCUGAAUAAGGUCUUUGAUGACCUAACCCUACAUAAAACAGAUUUGGAGAUUCAAAUUGAAGAACUGAAUAAAGACCUAGCUCUCCUCAAAAAAGAGCAUCAGGAGGAAGUCGAUGGUCUAUACAAGCAUCUGGGCAACACUGUCAAUGUGGAGGUUGAUGCUGCUCCAGGCCUGAACCUUGGUGCCAUCAUGAAUGAAAUGAGGCAGAAGUAUGAAGUCAUGGCCCAGAAGAACCUUCAAGAGGCCAAAGAACAGUUUGAGAGACAGACUGAAGUUCUGCAGCAACAGGUCAUAGUGAACACUGAAGAAUUAAAAGGAACUGAGGUUGAACUAACAGAGCUGAGACGCACCUCCCAGAGCCUCGAGAUAGACCUCCAGUCCCAUCUCAGCAUGAAAGAGUCUUUGGAGCACACCCUAGAGGAGACAAAAGCCCGUUACAGCAGCCAGUUAGCCAACCUCCAGUCGCUGUUGAGCUCUCUGGAGGCCCAACUGAUGCAGAUUCGGAGUGACAUGGAACGCCAGAACAAUGAAUACCAUAUCCUUCUUGACAUAAAGACUCGGCUUGAGCAGGAAAUUGCUACUUACCGCCGCCUUCUGGAAGGAGAAGACGUAAGAACUACAGAAUAUCAGUUAAGCACCCUGGAAGAGAGAGAUAUAAAGAAAACCAGGAAGAUUAAGACAGUCGUGCAAGAAGUAGUGGAUGGCAAGGUCGUGUCAUCUGAAGUCAAAGAGGUGGAAGAAAAUAUCUAAAUGGCUACCAGAAGGAGAUGCUGCUGAGGUUUUGAAAGAAAUGCGGCUAUAAUCUUAUCUGCUCCCUGCAAGAAAUCGGCCAUAAGAAAGCACUAUUAAUACUUUGCAGUGAUUAGAAGGGGUGGGGUGGGGGAAAUCCUAUUUAUCAGACUUUGUAAUUGAAUAUAAAUAUUUUACUCAGAGGAGCUGCAAAUUGCCUGCAAAAAUGAAAUCCAAUGAGCACUAGAAUAUUUAAAACAUCAUUACUGCCAUCUUUAUCAUGAAGCACAUCAAUUACAAGCUAUAGACCACCUAAUAUCAAUUUGUAGGUAAUGUUCCUGAAAAUUGUAAUACAUUUCAAUUAUACUAAACCUCACAAAGUAGAGGAAUCUAUGCAAAUUGCAAAUAAACCGCUUUCUAAUUUUUUCCUGUUUCUGAA